GGUGCAUACACUUGUUACAGACGUCUCAUUUUUGUUCUGCCUUUGACCCAGCAUCAAUCUAUUCCUUGUGUUCGACCUAGUAGGAGUCUUCACACGCCAUUCCACUCCCCAGACACCUCCUUUCACUAAUACUAAUCGAGCCGCGUCCUUGUCACUUUCUGCCGCGCCUUCAAAACGUGCCUGCGCGAUCAGAGAACCUUCCGGUGCAAGUCUGCAAUAUUUCACUCCAGCGAUGGCUUCUGUGAGUUCUCUUUUCUUUCAUCUCUCCCUCUACCUCUCUUACUCCUCCACCGAGCGGUCUACCUCGCAAUGCAUCCAUACAACGCAGGCAGAGGCUUCAUGCCAGUUGCGGUCCCUCCGCUAAUCCUGCGCCGCCCACAGCCACGCCCUCAAUUCCCAAACCAAGGCUAUCUACCCAACGGUACCUCUGGCCCGACACCUGGAGCGCAAGCUCUUCUUCCCAACAAUGGCCGAAUCAUUCAGGCCGGUUCCGUCCGGGUCCUCUGCAUUGCAGAUGUGAGAGGAAACCUGAGAUCUCUGAACGAAUUGGCAAGAACCGCAAGAGCCGACUACAUCCUUCACACUGGUGACUUUGGAUUCUACGACCACACAUCGUUAGAGAGAAUAGCUGAGAAGACUCUGAAACAUGUCGCACAGUAUUCGCCUCUGCUCAGUGAACAUGUCAAGCGACAGAUUGCUCAGCCUAAUCCGCCACGACCGAUCAAACAGAUGUUCUCACCAGACCAACUGCCUCUUUCGGAACUGCCUCUCCUACUCAACAAGCAGAUCACCUUGGACGUACCGGUCUACACGGUAUGGGGAGCUUGUGAAGAUGUUCGGGUCUUGGAGCGUUUUAGAUCAGGAGAAUACAAGGUGGAUAAUCUACACAUCAUUGAUGAAGUCAAUUCAAGAUUACUCGAUGUCGGAGGUGUAAAAUUGCGGUUGCUGGGCCUCGGAGGUGCUGUGGUCAUCCACAAGCUCUUCGACAAUGGAGAGGGCAAGACAUACAUUGCGGGCGGGCAGGGAACAAUGUGGACGACGUUGUUGCAGAUUGGUUCCCUGAUCGACACUGCGAACCGAGUCUACGAUCCUUCGGAAACCCGCAUCUUCUUGACUCACGCCUCACCCGCGAGAGACGGGAUUCUCAAUCAGUUGUCCGUCACUUUGAAGGCCGACUUCUCCAUCUCGGCGGGUCUGCACUUCCGAUAUGGCAGUUCCUACAACGAAUUCUCGGUCAACCCUUCUCUGGAUCAUUACCGUGGCAAAUUGGCUGCGUCGAAGGCAUCCUUCCAAGAUGUGUGGGAGACAGUGAAGGUUGACGUUGAACAAGCCAUUGAGUCCAACCCCAGCCACAAACAGCUGCUUCACAGUGCUCUCGACAUCAUUGAGAGGAUGCCCAGUACUGCCAAUGGAGGAAAUCCUUUUGGAGGCCCAGUUGGUGGAGGUGCUGCCGGUCAAGUGGAUGAGAGUGCAUUCAAGAACAUGUGGAACUUCAACCUUGCUGACGCUGCUUUUGGUUAUCUUGUUCUGGAGAUUGAAGGUGGCCGCAUUGGCACAGAAAUGCGUGCCCAGGGCUUCAACUUUGCUCAUCGCGGCAAACAACUCGGUUCAAACCAAGCUGGUCAACAACAGGGAUCUCCUGGACAAGUUACUACAGCUCCAGCGCCACCCAUGACAGCGCCGACUGGUCCAGCUCAAACCCGUACGCCAGCAUUCCCAGCUCCAGUGCAGCCAUUCCCGCAACAACAGAGACCGGGGCAACAGCCAGCAAGACCCAGCCAACCUGGUCAGCAAACAGCGGCUGCGAAAUCAGCCACUCCACCUACUACAGGAUCACCUGCCCCACCAGUGACUCAGGCCAAACCGCUGACACCGCAACCAUCAAGCAGCUCUGUACCAACUACCUCCGCACCUGACGCCAAGCCUGCCACUCCGGCCACAAAUGGCGCGGGUACAGACAAGGUCACCGAUAUCGAAACAUCAAAAGCUAAACCUGCAACUCCAAUGUUAGAGCGCAAGCCUCCUACCGCAUUGUACAUGUCCUUCGUCGACACCGAGCAGGCUGCCAAGGAAUGUUUGGCCGAGGAGGACCGUGAAAAGGUCAAAUCGAUUGUGCGGAUGGGCAAAUUCAGCAAUUGGAAGCUGCAAUUCGAAGACCACGAAACUGCACAAGGUGCUUUGACUCGCGCUCAGUCAGAGGUGCAGAAACACAAGGGACCCACCGGCAAACCUCCAAAGGUGGUGUUCUUCGAGGAACGAGGUGGUGGAAUUCAUCAGCGCGAUAGCCACAGCCAAGGUGGAGCGGGAACUUGGCAGGGUAGCGGCCGUGGCGCAUCCGCUGCUGGCACUGGCCCAUCCCGAGGUGGCUAUCAGAGCGGAGGUGCCAGUGAUAGUGAGGGUGGCCGUGGCCGAGGAGGAUUCCGUGGUCGCGGUCGAGGACGAGGUGACGAUCGAGGCGGUCGCGGUGGACGCGGUGGACGAGGUGGCUUCCAAACCAAGACAGCUGAAGGACCAUCGGACGCCAAACCAUCUUUCGAGUCAAAGCCAAGCGAGUCGAGAGCAGCAGCUACCCCAGGCGAAAAUUAAGCGACUGGACACUUGAUUUCGACAAACCGACAAUUUCAUUUUGUCUUAGUAUGGAGAGCGAAGAACACUUGACAGCGAAAUUUUCAGCGAAACUCAGGUAGGAUUGUGUGCAUUAUGAAGGCGCCAUAGGUUGUCAAAAUGGGGGACUUCGGCUGGAGUCGAGAGCAGGCUGAGGUUCGACCUGACAUGAGGGAUUCCCUUCCUGGGAUCAAAGGCAUUUCCUUCAUAACACGUGUAUUCUACUCUUUUCCCCUCUUGUUAGAAAAGACAAAAGUGAAUAGUGCUGAGGCUGGAGAGACAAGAGAUAACAAACGAAGAAAAUCAAAUGCCACGCUA
Exophiala xenobiotica is the source of this 2922-nucleotide messenger RNA. RefSeq lists its product as uncharacterized. The record is from RefSeq and is a predicted model, not a curated record. Lineage: Eukaryota; Fungi; Ascomycota; Eurotiomycetes; Chaetothyriales; Herpotrichiellaceae. Bases 310 to 2586 code for a protein of 758 amino acids. The transcript is spliced from 3 exons.